UAUAUAUGUUUUUUUCCUCAUCAUGACGUAUUUUUGGACUGAUGCGACUUAUACUCAGGUGCGACUUAUAGUCCGAAUAAUACGGUAUUCAGUUUCAUUUUAUGGAAAAAAGAAAGGCGCGUAGCUAUGACAUUCUGUUAUAUCAGGGGUUUUGAUUUAAUCUUAGAUGUGAUGGGCCCCCAAAUGAUCAUCUUUGUGGUUGUGACCCCCAUCCUAGAAUUUAAAAAGAAAGCUAUAUAUUUUCAUGCAUAAAGACAAUUUACAGUGUGAAAAAUACACAAUAUAUGUAAAAUAUUAUUUGGAAAACAUUUCAUUACAUUCCAUUUUUAUUUUUUUCUUUGACAUACUAUAGUACUGUACUCUUUAAGUAAAUCCAAUGCGUUACAAUUUCAUAGUUUAGGGUGAACAGAUUUGCAUUCAUUUCUUUAAUGAUGUAAAUGGUAAUGGCCCUAAUGAUGUCAUUUCUGGACAGUACCAGGUAGUGUAUGGACAGAAUGCCGUCUCCAGGCUCCACGAGACCAUCCUUUAAGAGGACUCUCAGUGUGAUGCCUCUCCUGGUCAGGAGGGACCCCCUCCCAGAGGAGGCCCUAAGGUCUGCAUCUUCGGCCCCGCUCAACUCCUCAUCCUCUUCAUCCGCUCCUUCCUCAACCAUCUGAGGAGAUGAGGGUGGCUCUGAGCCUUAAGACAAUCAACAGAUAGAAACACUGAAUAUAUACAUGCAAGAAUACAUCAUGCAUAUUUAUUAAGAACACUUUAAUAUUAAUGAGAUGAAGUCUCACCUUCAUUUAGGCUUACCCGUCCUUGUCAUUUAGGCUACUCACCUUUAUAAAUUAGCGGUGUUUGGGGUGGCAGUCUCUCCAGCACUGGGAGGAUGGAGGUGUUUUGCAUUUCUGUUAAAACGGAAAUUGGAUGACAUGGUUUGCAAUUUGUGAGUUUAUAUCAGUUUAGAUACAGUUUCUAAUGGCUCUGGACCACGGUCAAAUGAGAAGAACUGGGACCCAGCAGUGGACAGAUGGUUUCAAUGGGGAAUAUACGUAAACGUUAUAAGAUUUACGGUAAUGAAUGGAACGCAGUGUCUGAUUCUGACCGCUAGAUGUCGUCGUUCUUUGAAAUUUUCAAUAUAGCGUGGAAAAAUACACUUCAUAUUGAAAAACUGUUAACACACAUUUAAUGAAAAUGAUCAGCAGAACAGCAAAAUCACCAUUGCAUCAGCCCAAACCUGAAAUGUUUAAGAAAAAAAGAUACUCUGAGCACACACUGUUUUUAUUUUAAACAAUAUAAUCAUUCUAUUUAAUGACAUGAGUCAGGUUUUCCAGAGCAACCCCAAUGGUAAGCCUACACGACCUACACGCAUUACAGUAAAGUGUGACUUAACCUACUUUUGUAAUUUCAGUAAGAGCAUUGUGUUUCAGACGUCUAACAAUCUAAAUUCUAAUUCUUGUUCAAAUCAGAAGGAUGUAAAAUUGGUGUUUUCAAAAUGUUCAUUUACCGCAAGCGCUUUGGAUGUUGGCGUUACUUUAAACCGGGAAUUCCCCAAUACGUUUUGAUAUAACCUACGUGUCAUGCCUACAGGGGGUGGUUAUUUGUCUGCUGACAGCUUUACUCUUCUUCUUAAUAGGCGGGACUUUCGUGCUUCCCGGCAAACCUCGAGCACAUUAACUCACCUGUGUUCAGGUAGCCCAAGGGGUGGGGGAUGAUGACAUCACUUAGAUCCUUUUAAAUAGGCAUUUGCCGGCAGUUGUGUUACUUUUAGUCCACAAGCUUUCUGUUCCUCAAUAACUUUUUUAUAAAGCUUUAGCACGUGAGCUCUAGUAUGAAUUUGAAAGUUUAAUAACGCAUUAAACGUGGAUCUUGAGGCGGACACUGAAGCGUCUUCUUUCAAAUACUUGAACGGGUUUUUUAAGAAGUUUGCAGUUGACAGGAGUGUAAUUUAUGGCAGCAUCAAAUCGCAUUGGACGAGGGAGAUCUCAGCUUCCAACAUGCUAUUACGAAGGAUUUCUGGAAAAGAAAUCGAUCAAAGACAAGAUGGGUCGUAAACUCUGGACUAGUUUAUGUGGCAAUGUACUCUUUUUCUACAAUAACACCAAAGACAAUGUUUAUAUAGAGAAGCUGGAUCUCUCUGAUCUUGUCUCUGUGAAUGAUGACCGCUGUCGUGACCGAAACCUGGAUGCUGCUAGAUUCACGCUGCACAUGAAAAAUGAAGACAUCAAGAUGAUUGCCCCUAGCCUUGAGGCCCGAGAACUGUGGAAAGGCUUCAUGCUCUCAGUUUCUAAGCUGUCUGUGCCGAGUUCUUUGAACCUGCUGCCUGGUCAGAUUCACAUGAUGAGGGAAAUAAUAGAGAAAGAGAAAAUAAGGCAGCGACUUCUUUCAUCUCCUCCACCUCCCUUAGUUACUGUACAGUCAGACAUGCCUCCGUGUUAUCAUAAUGUUACUCGUGUCGAAGCUGAAUACUUGUUGGAAAGGAACAGUGUUCGGGGAAACUUACUGCUGCGGCCUGGUCAUGAUGGGACAUCUUUUGCCCUCACUACAUGCCAAGAUAUUAACGGCAGACCAGUAUUCAAACAUUAUCGUGUGUCUCGGAGCCAUGAAGGAGGAUUCACCAUUGCCCUUGAGACUCCUAUCACCUGUGAGACCCUGCAUGAUGUCGUUAACUGCAUGCUGAAGAAGUCCAAUGGAGUUUAUGUGCCUCUUCUGAUGGAGGAACACUAUGAGAAAAGUAUCACAUUUAUUGAGACCAACAAGGAGAAUGGUGAGAGAAAUGUGCUUUGUCCCAAAGCACCUUCGCCUACUCCUCCAGUGCCUCCCCCAAAACCAGCAUUUGUCGAGACCAAACAUGAAAAUGGUGAGACAAGUGUACAUCUUCCCAGAUGCCCUUCGCCUACUCCUCUGCCACCCCCAAAACCAGUACCAAGGAAUCAAACAUCCCAGUCAGAAACAAACACACAUGAAACAACCUACAUCAACGUGUCAAAUGCUGGGGAGUAUGAGAUGGAUCAGACGGCAUGUCCUCCACCUCCUGUCCUGCCACGUCUUCAAGCUGGUGAAAAAAAGAUUUUGGUACCUCCUGGCUACUGUAAAACAACUUCCCAAAGGAACGGUUUGUCAAGAGUGCCUAAGAAUAUUCCAAAGUGUGAGCAGAAACAUGUUGACAUAAGUGAGCUCCUAGAGGUUCUUAAUAGGAGACGAAACCAGGAAUAAACGUAAUCUCUCUAAGAUGAUGAUGAUGAUGAUGGUUUCAUUGUGGAAUGAGGAAUAAUUCCUUAGUAUUAAGCUAUUCUUAAAUUUAUACCAGCAGAUAUAUGGAUAUACAGCUUUACUCGCCAGGACACUGAAUCUGUGAUAUUUGUUCACUGAUGUUCCCUUGAAUCUAGAGAUUGAUUGAUUGAUUGAUCACAAUCAUUUAUUAGACCAACAUAUCAAUCAUCAUGUGUCAUGUUGCAUAGCUGUUGACUGUAAAUCACUACUGCUGUUUGUGUAGUUGAUCUCAUUGACCUCAUUUAUCAUUUAUUAAGUUAUUCAGAUGGGAAGUCAAGUUUAAAUAUUGUCUUGAAUUCCUUUGUGUCAUAUAGCUGGUCUAUGUCUCUCUUCUCUAUCUCUGAUCAUAAAAUAUCAGUCUUGCUAUAAUAGUCACAAAUGGAUGUUGAUAAUAUGUUGAUCUAUAGUGUGACUUUACUAUGUGGGGAAGUUGCAGGUCUUCUUUCUCCAACAAAUGUUGUUUUUCUGUUCCUGUUAAAACAUGUUUUAUACUAUAUAUUUUGAGAACAAUACAUUGAUCAUGAAAAAUGCGUA
Molecule: messenger RNA, 3789 nt
Organism: Carassius gibelio (silver crucian carp)
Lineage: Eukaryota; Metazoa; Chordata; Actinopteri; Cypriniformes; Cyprinidae
Product: signal-transducing adaptor protein 1
Exons: 14
Coding region: 1933-3198 (421 amino acids)
Molecular function (GO): signaling adaptor activity
Source: RefSeq, a predicted model, not a curated record